Rhipicephalus sanguineus (brown dog tick) is the source of this 851-nucleotide messenger RNA. Its product is annotated as retinal homeobox protein Rx-A. The record is from RefSeq and is a predicted model, not a curated record. Lineage: Eukaryota; Metazoa; Arthropoda; Arachnida; Ixodida; Ixodidae. Gene Ontology annotation, molecular function: RNA polymerase II transcription regulatory region sequence-specific DNA binding; DNA-binding transcription factor activity, RNA polymerase II-specific. Gene Ontology annotation, biological process: regulation of transcription by RNA polymerase II. The transcript is spliced from 2 exons. Bases 240 to 851 code for a protein of 203 amino acids.
GAGCGCAUGUAUGCGCUCCGAGAGGCUUUCGCUAAGCGCGCUGUGCAGCACCUGCACGUCGUGCGCGUGGUGUCGAAAGUGAUACGGAGAGCGCCGCUUGCUGCGCGGCUCGGCGCUUAUGCACGACGCGUAUCGCGAAGUUGAAAGAAAAAGCAAAUUUCUCCAAUUAGCCAACGGUGCAUGCGACUGGAGCCAGCUACAGCGUAUACGGGUCGGGCGGCCCAGACACGCGGGCCCGGAUGAGUCCGGAAAUACGCUACUUUGGCAAAACUGACAGGCCUCCGCUGGCUUUCGAAGGUUCUCCAACGCAGUCUUCCAGCCCUCUAGACUACCGGUGCCACGCGAGCCCAACGCGACCGAGCCCGUCUCCGCGCGAAGCUAUGGGACUGUCUGACCGGGGCGACCCGCCGUGCGCCAACGAAGGGCCCGAGCUGCCGCCGGCCGCCGUGCAAGCCUCUCCCAGGGCUGACUUGCUCUUCCACCGUACCGCCUCUUCGCCGUCCGGACACGUGUCUCGACUGGGUGGCCCCGACGAAGUCACCUCGGCUGAUCGCUCUACGGCGACCAGGCAUCCCGCGCACAGUUCACCCUCGAGCCAGCACCACCAGUCUCAGCAGCAGCAGCAGCAACACCACCAUCAGCGACCUGCGCUCCAGUCACAGCAGCAACAGCACCACGGUUCUUCCGGAAGACCUCCGAUGGUGAUGCGAGCCGACAGCCCCCAAGAGAUGAGCGACGAUUUUCCGAAGCGAAAGCAGCGACGCUACCGAACCACCUUCACCAGCUACCAGCUGGAGGAACUGGAGAAGGCCUUCGCCAGGACUCACUACCCGGAUGUCUUUACCAGGUAG